Molecule: messenger RNA, 899 nt
Organism: Cercospora beticola
Lineage: Eukaryota; Fungi; Ascomycota; Dothideomycetes; Mycosphaerellales; Mycosphaerellaceae
Gene: MRP17
Product: mitochondrial 37S ribosomal protein bS6m
Biological process (GO): translation
Cellular component (GO): ribosome; mitochondrial small ribosomal subunit
Molecular function (GO): structural constituent of ribosome; small ribosomal subunit rRNA binding
Source: RefSeq, a predicted model, not a curated record
GUGAUAUCCCCGACUUUGCACACAUUUGCCAAUAGCCAUGUUGUACGAACUGAUAGGCGUGGUACGCCCUGGGCGCAGCGUCAAUGAAAUCAAAGAAAUCACACGAACAACAGGAAACAUCAUUCUCGGAGCAGGCGGCGUAGUCCGAGGGAUCACAAACUGGGGCACAUUCACACUACCCAACCCGGCGCGAAAACAAGGCGCGACAUAUCGAGAGGGCCACUAUUUCAUUUUACGAUUCGAUUCGAGCGCAAAGACACAACAUGCUGUGCGAAGAACAUUGGGCCUUGAUCCGCGAAUGAUCAGAUACAGCGUGGUGAAGAUGGGGAGUAAGCUGGAGGACAUCAAAGAUGUGGCAGGGAAGGCCGACUGGGGAAAGACGCGAUCGAGCGAAGCGAUUUGAGAUGCAUUGGCAUAUGAGAGGUAUUGGAAACAUAUGCCAGGAAAAGUUGUGUACAGAUACAGAAAUGCAUUUGCGGGCGUCUGGUGAUGGAAUCUGGACAGAACGCGGUGCAUUAUCAGCAGGAGGCGAGCAUAGAGCUGUGGUCUAUAUAUCACGGACAGGAGGGUUUGUACAACAACAGGCUUGAACACCCACCGAGGUGUGCCUAUGUGGGAAUGAAGGCGACGCGCGAUCACGGAGCCAUAAGAUGCACGUGAGGAGCUGAUUUGAUAUGGCAGUGGCAGCAACCUUGUUUCGACAGCAUGUCGAGAUCUUUGCAGGCCAUGUACACUAUGGAGAGAGACUAAGCGGCCUGUAGUUCGAAGGUAGUCCGCAGACAACUUUCUCAGAUCUCGCAGUGCGUAUUGCAACUUCCUCCUUUUGGUAGCGCCGAAUCGGCUGCUCCCGGGCCCCUGCCCUUCAGAUGAAAAUCCUCCAACACUCGGUAUAUUUCGCC